AUUCCGUUUUCUCUUUGUUCUCCAUCACCACUCAGUCUUUGUGAACACGUUCAGCGUUGGGACGUGAUUGUUUUUUUCGUCUUGCGACUGCGACUUGCGACUUGCGACUGCUGCUGCUGCUGCUACGUGCUAGCGAGGUGUUGGGACUUUUGCGACAUCAUACAUACCAUUACCAUUACAGACCUAAUACUUACACAACUCACACACCACAAUGGCUACCAAGGAGUCCUUCGCGUCCAAUGCGGCCAUCUUGGCCAAGUUCCGCGAUCUCGACCAGCACGGCAAGAUCAUGGCCGAGUACAUCUGGAUUGAUUCUGAGGGCAACACCCGCUCAAAGUCUCGCACGCUCGAUGAAAAGCCAGAGGGCUACAAGCCCGAGGAGCUCCCCAUCUGGAACUUUGACGGUAGCUCAACAGGCCAGGCUCCUGGUGACAACUCGGAUGUUUACCUGAAGCCAGUCGCCGUCUACCCCGAUCCUUUCCGCCCUCCCAACAACAUUCUUGUCCUCGCCGAAUGCUGGGAUGCCGACGGUACCCCCAACAAGUACAACCACCGCCACGAGUGCGCCAAGCUCAUGGAGCUUCACGCCAAGCACGAGCCUUGGUUCGGUCUCGAGCAAGAAUACACCCUUCUCGAUUUGAAUGAUCGUCCCUACGGCUGGCCUCAGAACGGCUACCCCGCCCCGCAAGGUCCUUACUACUGCGGCGUUGGCGCCGGCAAGGUGGUGAUGCGCGACAUUGUCGAAGCGCACUACCGCGCCUGCCUGUACUCCGGCAUCAAGAUCUCGGGUACCAACGCCGAAGUUAUGCCUGCCCAAUGGGAGUUUCAAGUCGGCCCCUGCGUCGGCAUCGAGAUGGGCGACCAGCUCUGGCUCGCCCGUUUCUUGUUGCACCGCGUAGCUGAGGAGUUCGCCGUCAAGGUGUCGCUCGAUCCCAAGCCCAUCCCUGGCGACUGGAACGGUGCCGGUCUACACAGCAACUUUUCGACAGUCGAAAUGAGGAAGGAAGGUGGCAUGAAGCAGAUCGAGGCGGCCAUCAAGAAGUUGGAGGGAAGGCACAAGGAGCAUAUUGCUGUCUACGGCGAAGGCAACGAGAAGCGCCUCACCGGUCGUCACGAGACGGGUGCCAUCGACACCUUCACCUACGGCGUGGCCAACCGUGGCGCGUCCAUCCGUAUCCCUCGCGAGUGCGCCGCCAAGGGCUACGGUUACUUUGAGGAUCGUCGUCCUGCUUCCAACGCGGAUCCUUAUCUCAUUACUGGCAUCAUCAUGGAAACCUGCUUCGGCGCGGUUGACGAUACGGUUGAGGCCUAGAAGGCGUGUCCCUCCAAGACAAGACAGUCAGACGUUCGAAGAUAUGAGAGGCAAGGAGAGUUACAGUUCCGGGAUACAGCACGGACGGAUGAAGAUGGAUGAUAUGAGGGCAAUGAUGGAUCAGGGACGAUGAUGAUGAUGAUUGAAACGAGAAGGAGAAGGAUGACGACGAUCCGUGGCUAUGGGUGGCUUGGAGUCAAUUGAACCUGCAAUGCUUUAUUGUCUUUAACAGCGUAGGUCUGGAUGGAUGGAAUGGAGAACAAAGAAAGUUAAACUCAUACAAGGUCGUUGACCGUUUGACAAAUGGUUAACAACUUCAGCGGCACCCUGAUACUGUAAUGGACCAAGCACCACAAGGUUGAAGCCAUGGCAAAGACAGACCAAAUGUCGAGUUUUAUAGCGACAGAAAUGAACAUGG
Messenger RNA from Neurospora tetrasperma FGSC 2508, 1730 nucleotides. RefSeq names its product glutamine synthetase. The transcript is spliced from 10 exons. The coding region runs from base 212 to 1312 and encodes 366 amino acids. NCBI's taxonomy places the organism in Eukaryota, Fungi, Ascomycota, Sordariomycetes, Sordariales, Sordariaceae. Gene Ontology annotation, molecular function: glutamine synthetase activity. Gene Ontology annotation, cellular component: cytoplasm. The record is from RefSeq and is a predicted model, not a curated record.